This is a messenger RNA of Paramecium octaurelia, 2397 nucleotides long. The record is from the annotation of a GenBank genome assembly. Lineage: Eukaryota; Ciliophora; Oligohymenophorea; Peniculida; Parameciidae.
AUGGCAUAAUCAUAAAAUUUAACUAAAACUUAAUUUUAAGACUUAGAAAAAUAAAUAGAAAACUCAUUUAAGAAUAUUUUUUAAGCCCCCACAUUACUACGCAAAGAACAUUCAAAAAGUGAUAUCUAAUUGAAUGUUGAAAUGAUGAACUUUAUUUUAAAAUUUGCCAAUGAUGAACAAAUAGAAAUGGCAAUCAAUUUUUUUAGAAUUUUAACUAAGAAGGUUAAGCAUCACAUCUAGGAUUAUGUAGACUAUUUAUGAUUAGAUAGAUCAUUCCUUCUUUAAAUUGUCUGAAAUUUGAUGAUUAAUAAUAAGGGUGCUCAAACCUUGAAGUUUUCAUACAAAAUUAUUAGACAUUUAUAUAAAGAUCUAGAUAUCUCUUGACUUCAUUCUACUUUGCAGUAAAUUGACUUAUAUCUAUAUAUUUAGAUUAACCUUUUACAUCAGAAUAAUCUAUUGGAAACUCUAUAAAAAUAUUUGAGCUAUCUAUUUUUCGAAAGAUUAUGUUCAACUCAAAUUCCUAAAUAAUUAUUUAUGUGCUUUUUCUAACAAUUAGAUGCCGCAUAUACUCGAACAGAUCAUAAUUAAGAUUCCUGGAAGAAGCUUACUCUGGCCCUGAAAGAGUUUGGAGACAUUUUACUUAAUUAACAAAAGGCACAACAAAGCAUAGAGAUUAUACUAGAUUUUCCAAAUCACAUUUUUUCUCAUUUUUAAAAAAAAUAUUAAGGAUUAUUUAAUAGAUGGGUAGACGAAUGUGAAAUUCCACUUUACUUGAGAAGAGUUAAAAUGGAAAAGGAAUUAAAUAAUUAAAUACUAAAUUUUUAAAACAGUUCAAUAAAAUAAUAGGUUAAUUCACUUUUGGAAGAUCACCUUCUUAAGAACUAUAAAGAUGUUAUCUUAUCUGAAAUGAAGCCCUUUAAUUUAGGAUAAUUGCUUUAGAAUUUCAAAUAUGAGGCUCAGGAAUAUCAAAAUGAUUUAGAAUUAUUCAAUGAGUUAUAUUUAACUUUGGAUCCUAAUGAUUAAGAGAUAAAAUUGAAAAUUAAGUAGAAGAUCAUACAAGAGGGAACUCAAAUUCUAGAGAUGGUAAUAAAUGAAGAAAUAAAUUAAAAAUUGGCUCAUAGUUUUAUCAUUUCCAUGUUUUAAUUACUUCAGAAAUAUCUUAAAAUGAUUGAGACCUGUUUGUGCCAUAAUACAAAUAUUUAAUCUUUAUUAACAAGUGCAUUCGAAGAAUUACUUAAUUGUCAAAAUUAGGUAUCUCUAAAUGUAUUAUAGUUUUCUAGAAUAUAGAUUUUCAAGAAUACUUUGUAUUGUUCAUUGAAGAAGAAAUAGAGAAUGUGAUUAAAAACUAAAUUAGAAAUGAGUACUUAAUAGAUUCAAUUCAAUUAUUAUUGUUCAUGUCUGAAAAUUAAGAUUUCGCUUUAGUAAAUACAUAUGAAAUGAUUUUAGUAUUAUCAAAAUCGGUUAGCCUAAAGAUUAUUAAAAUACUAUCGAAUACUAUCCAAUCAUGAAUUUCUUUAGAUCUACUUGAGGACUGAAUCAUUAAUCAUCUAAAAAAUGUCUAGCCUAAUGGGAAAUCAGAAUACCUACCAUUUAUAAUCAAUGAUAGAAGAAUUCUAAAAUAAUAGUGACACCACCUUUGAAUUUAGAACGGAAGAUCAUAAGUUAUUGAUUGUUCAAUACCCUUUAUUAUUAAAACACCAAGAUUGGCCUAAAUUCAAAUAAUAACAAAUAGAAUUAAAUUAAGAAUUUUAAACAAUUAAUUAGCUAAAAUUGCAAUUUGAAUCAUAAUAAGAUUAAAAAUUAAUUAAUUGGAUAGAUCUGAUAUCUUAUGUUGAUAUUGAAUAUUCAAAAAUGUAAAUAACAUUCAGAAUUAGUAUUCCUUAAGCAAUGAUUUUAUUUUCAUAUUAAUCCUCAAAUGAAUUUAUGAGUGUUAAGAGGAUAUCAUCAAUCACAAAGCUAUAGGAAUAUUUUAUUUCAUAAAACUGUGCAGAGAUGAAGGCUGCAAAAAUCUUGGAAGAAGUCAUCCAGGAUGAUGUUGAACUAUAUAGAUUUAACGAAGAAUGGAUGGAGUAAGAAGCAACACAAAGAAGAAAAAUAAUUAUCGCAACUACCUAAAAUCCUUUUUUAUAUUUAAAAAAAUGUACAAUUUUUAUUAGAUUUGUAGCAAAAUAAAGGAAAAAUUUAUAAUUACCUAUAGAAGCCUUUAUUAUUAAAACCUUAAAGAACCAAAAACAAAUUUUGUUUUAAGAUUUGGUUCCUAUGUUAGAAAAAUUUAUAAAACGCACCUUUAAUGAGAGUGUUGAAUUAGUAUAGAUAACAGCUAUUGUUAAAUAUUUAUAUGAAAAAAAUUAUUUAGAAAAAGAUGAGUCUAAUCCAGAACUAUUGAAGUACAUUUGA